CUCGAUUAUAAAAUUAUUAGAAUAUAAUAAAAAACAUAGAGUUAAAUGAUUCGCACUGUCCUUCUUCACAAAGCAGACGAGCUUUACCUGGCAAAAUGCGCGCAGGAGCACAAAUUCUCUUAUGGUAUCAUUGUGGGCCAUCAAGCCGAGCUAAACAAGAGCGUUGUUGUGCAUAUGGCACGGAACAACGAGGAGGAUGCCGACCUGGAGGAUCUGAGCGAUGUGCGCCUGACCAUCAGUGACAUCAACUCACAAGCGCUGGCCUCUCAAUGGCUUAGUGCCAGCAAAAUGUGCCCCGGCUCUUUCGACGUCAUAGGCAUUUUUAUAUCCUCUGUGCGCCCCGAUGUAGCAAGCGAAGACAGCGCCGAAUUCAAGAAUGCCAAAAAGUUGUUUUCUGAUGUAUAUGACACGCUACUGAAGAGCAGCAAAACAUUUGGCGUCUACACCACGGACGUUGCACAAACAGAUUUUGUGUUUCUAGCCUACUCGCUAGCGAACAAGAAGGUGCUAUGCAAGAAUUAUAGUUAUGGCAAACAUUGCAAGAAAACAUAUUUUACGGCAAACAUAAAAUGCAUCAUAUGUGGCGGCAUCUUCACGGAUAUGGAGCAUCGCUUUGUCGAGAAGCCAUUUGAGUGGAUACCGCUGGAAUGCAAUUUCGACAUGGAUGACGUCAUACCUAUAAACGAUCCAGCGCGUCGCAUUAACAUUGAAGAACAGUUCCAGAACAUCAUUGUGGCGAUGCGCAGCAAUCUAAUGGCCAGCGAGGUGUUUCUGCAAAACGAAAUGGUCGAGGAUACUAUCGAGUUGCAAGCGUAUAUUAAGAAAAAAAAGACCAAGGAGGAAAAGGAGAAAAACACAAGCACAGCACCACGGGAAAGUACCACAGCGGAUCAAGCGCCGUUGGAACUGCUUGGCAAUAACCAGAGCAGCAACAGUCAGAUCAAUGGAGCGAUACGAGCCAGCAUAGUGCUACCUCUCAAGUGUCAUCUAAACAACGACACCGAGAUCAAGGUGCGUGAAUUUAACGGCUCGAUGCGUAUGAGUGGCAUUCUGUCCACGCGCAUUUAUUGCAACCCACGCAAUAGCAUUGCUGACGUAAAGCGCUUCUUGCGCGACGAUGUCCUACGCUCGCUUGUCACGCGCAUUCAGGUCUACUGUGAUGGUCUCACAGAUCCCCAUGUGACCAACGAGGCAAUAUACAUAAGCGAACCACCGCGGCGCGUGUACUUCACUCUGCCAUCGGAUAGUGAUGGCAAGAAAGCUAACUCAGUCCACAGUCCUGUGCAAUUCUCAGAGUAUCUGUUUAGAGGAGAGGCUCCCACCGUAGUCGUUGCUCAGGCCAAGCAAAUACUCGACAUCGAACUAGACCCAGAGACUAUUGUUCUGGAUGCCGAGGGUCUGCCCGAUGAUGCGAACUUUUUGAGCGCAGGCUCUGGUGUUCUCAGGGACAUUGAAACGCAAGGCAUGCCCAGCUCGAUGCCAAAGCGUGAAUUGUCACGCAGCCUUUAUAUGCUGGGCAUUUCCGUGGCGUUGUUGGUGCUGCUCGUUUCAGUAGCACUGCAUUUUGCGCUAAAUGGACAGCAGUAGGCAGCUGCGCUGACCAAUCUGACCUAUAUACAUGAAGUUUUAUACACACACAUACUUUUUAUACUACAUAUAUUAUUUGUACGUGAAUGUCCGCAGGCAUUCGCUUCUCUCUUGUGAUCGUUUGUUUUUUUAAUAUAACAAUUGUGUAUUAGUAGAAAAUUUAAAAGUAAAGGGUCACGUUAUAUAGUCAUAAUAAUAAAGCAUGUAA
Scaptodrosophila lebanonensis is the source of this 1795-nucleotide messenger RNA. RefSeq names its product protein odr-4 homolog. The record is from RefSeq and is a predicted model, not a curated record. NCBI's taxonomy places the organism in Eukaryota, Metazoa, Arthropoda, Insecta, Diptera, Drosophilidae. Bases 46 to 1587 code for a protein of 513 amino acids. Gene Ontology annotation, cellular component: endomembrane system. The transcript has 6 exons. Gene Ontology annotation, biological process: intracellular protein localization.